AUGUUUUAAUUACUUUAGUGGUUUCAAUCUGAAGGGAUUCGUACAGAAAAUAUAAGAGUCACAGAACUUACUUAAGGAUGCAAUGGUGUUGUUGCUACUCAACCUAUUCCAUCAGAUUAAGUAUAUAUGUUUAUUAAUGUAAAAGAUCAUAAUUAAAAUUCCACUUCAUUUGUGUAUAUUUAGUGAUGAUCUAUUAAACAAUCAUUAUAAAAGAUACAAGAAAUAUUAUCCUCAUAUAUUUAAUAUCGAUUUAAAUGAAGAUGCUGAAUUUAACACACUUGUUUUGUAUAUGUAAAAAUCAAUCCUUAUUCUAAAGAUUACAAUAAAGAGAUAACGAAAUGUCAUUACAUAAACCAUAUUUUGAUUAUGUUAAAGACCCUUAAAAUAUAUUAUCUUGGACUUAAUAAUAAGUUGAUACUAUAUUGGAUGAAAACUUGAAAAAAACAAUAUAAAAGAUGCGAAUAGGUUUACAAUUAAAUUUUAGCAGAUUUGUUACAUUUUUUAAAGAGUAAUUCAAAAAGGAAUUAAAUUAUGAUUAAUUUUUAUAUGCCUAUCAAUUUGUUAUGACAAGAUGUUUUGGUGGAGAUGAUCACUUUCAAUCUCCUUGUUUAGUUCCUUUUGGGGAUAUGUUAAAUCAUCACGAUAAAUGUUAAACUAAAUAAAAAAUAAUUGGAACUGAUCUUGUGUUUAUUACUACAAAAAUAGUUUAAGAAAAUGAAGAAAUUUACAAUUUUUUUGGUGAACAUAGUAAUAGUUUCUUAUUAUGUUGGUAUGGAUUCACUUAUGAUAAUAAUAUUUAUGAUAAAUUAUAUCUAUUAUAUGAAAAUGAUUAGAUUAAAGAAGUGAGUUGUUAUGAAUUUCCUAAAUGUAAUUUCAAAUUAAAGUAUUAUAAAGUUUGUUAAAGUAUAAUAAAUAAAUCUAAAUAUUAGAAUUGUUAAAUCUAUUAGGAGUAUAGAGAUUUAAAUAAUUGA
Molecule: messenger RNA, 971 nt
Organism: Paramecium pentaurelia
Lineage: Eukaryota; Ciliophora; Oligohymenophorea; Peniculida; Parameciidae
Source: the annotation of a GenBank genome assembly